GAGACUUCAACAACAGACCAGACUAUUUUCUGCAUAAACCUUCCAGGUUUUUAACCUUUGGUAAAAUGAAGAUCCUGAUUGUGAUAGUUGUGACCUUACACCUGGUCAUUGGAGCAACUAAGAAUGAACUACAAUAUGGUGACAUCAUUGCCACGGCUCGUGGCUCCAGAUUUACUUACAAGCACUAUGGUAUUUAUCUGGAUAAAAAGAGAUUCAAAGACCAAACUGCAGAUGACAACAUAUUCCACUUUAUAGGUUUUCGUAGAAAAGCACCCUUGGGUGGCUGCAUCUUUGAUAAAGUUGAUCUCAAAGAUUAUGAGAAGGAUAAUUAUCUGGACAAAAUAGAAAACUACAAAAACAAAGUAUCGACAGAUGAAAUAACAAAGCGAAUUGAAGAGAAGUAUAAAAGCUGUGGGAAAGACCCAAAAACCGAUAUUUGGGAAGCCUUCUCCAACAACUGCGAACAUCUGGCUAAUUACAUACGAUACGGAGAGAAAAUUUCACUGCAGAUUGGCCAGAAAGCAGCAGCUUUGGUGCGCAACCCCAAGAAAACCAAGGAUGAAAUAAAUCAAAUAAAACAACAAUUGAAAGGAUCGGAGGUUGCAUGUGAUGACACUUGCAAAAAACAAGGAACUGAAAUUAUGAAGCAGGAUCCAGAUGUUGAGAACAGCGCCAACACAAAGACGGGCUAAAAGAGCUGAUUUCAACAAUCUUUCUGUUGUUCUUUAC
Messenger RNA from Gambusia affinis (western mosquitofish), 729 nucleotides. RefSeq lists its product as uncharacterized. The transcript has 5 exons. The record is from RefSeq and is a predicted model, not a curated record. Bases 66 to 692 code for a protein of 208 amino acids. Lineage: Eukaryota; Metazoa; Chordata; Actinopteri; Cyprinodontiformes; Poeciliidae.